AUGGCCAUCUCAGUCGAUCCGUCUGUAUCUGAUCCGUUAUCCAUCCCAAAUGGAUCGGAUUUUUCGGAUAUCGUGGCGGAUUCGAAUUUAUUUUUCAAAAAAAAUUCGGAGAUCGGAUUGAAUUCGGAGAACAAGGAAACAAACGCUGGAGAGCGAAACAGGCCGAAACUGCAGCCGGACAAUCUCUCCAGCCGGAGCUGCAACCGGAAAAUCCCCAACAACGGCACCAUUGCUGCCACUACCGGAAAUCCCCAAGGAAUACCACCGACACUGUCGUCGACCACCGCAGUCCUCACUCCGACCACCCACCAAACCCUACGACCUUAUUGCCCACCAUCCAAACCCAUCGAAUCUGGUAAAGCCAGACCGCUUCAUAUAUUUUCAACAUCUACUCAAAACUUAAAACCAAUGGCAUUUUCCAAAAUCGGGAUCAUCGGAGCUGGCAUCAGCGGUUUAGCUGCAGCUAAACAGCUAGCCAGCCACCAGCCGACGGUGUUCGAAGCCACUGAUUCUCUCGGAGGGGUGUGGAAACAUUGUUCUUUCAAGUCUACGAAACUCCAGACUCCUCGUUGCGAUUAUGAGUUCUCGGACUAUCCUUGGCCAACAAGAGAUAAUUCGAGUUUCCCAUCGUAUGUGGAGAUAUUAGAGUACUUGACCUCUUAUGCUACUCACUUUGACUUGUUGAAGUUUGUUAGCUUCAACUCGAAAGUGGUAGAAAUCCGGUUUGUUGGUCAUGACAUCAAUGUUUUAGGUGGUGGUGGAGGAGGAGAAGGUUUGUCGGCAGCCGUUGGUCAGCCUAUUUGGGAGGUUGCUGUCCAGACCGACCAAUCAAACACUGUUCAGUGGCAUGCCUUUGAAUUUCUGGUGAUUUGCACGGGGAAAUAUGGCGAUGUUCCAAAAAUACCAGAUUUUCCACACAACAAAGGCCCUGAAGUUUUUGGGGGAAAGGUUUUGCACACUAUGGAUUACAGCAAACUGGAGAAAGAAGAAGCCACUCAACUACUUCAAGGGAAAAAGGUUGUAGUCAUCGGCUACAAAAAAUCAGCCAUUGAUUUGGCUGUUGAAUGUGCUGAAUCAAAUCAAGGGCCAGAAGGUCAAACAUGCACCAUGGUGGUCCGGACCCUUCAUUGGACAGUACCGCAUUACUGGGUUUGGGGUUUGCCAUUUUACCUGUUCUAUUCAACUAGAUCAUCUCAAUUCCUCCAUCAAAGCCCUAACCAGGGCUUGCUAAGGAACCUCCUUUGCUGUCUAUUAUCUCCUGCGCGGCGAUCUAUAUCGAAGAUAAUAGAGUCCUAUUUGGCUUGGAAGCUUCCGUUAAACAAGUACGGACUGAAGCCGGAUCACCCUUUUGAAGAAGACUAUGCAUCUUGUCAAAUGGCUAUUUUGCCCGAAAAUUUCUUUUCCGAGGCUGAUAAGGGGAAGAUUGCUUUCAAAAACUCAACAUCCAAGUGGUGGUUUUGGGAAGGAGGUGUUGAAUUCGAAGACAAGACUAAGUUGGAGGCUGAUGUUGUGGUUCUGGCCACCGGUUUUGAUGGGAAGAAGAAGCUAAGAGAUAUAAUACCGCAGCCAUUUCGGAGUUUGGUUGAGUUUCCUUCUGGCAUGAUGCCUUUAUACAGGGGGACGAUCAAUCCAAUGAUUCCGAACAUGGCAUUCGUCGGCUACAUUGAGAGUGUCUCAAACCUGCACACGGCAGAGUUGCGUUGCAAAUGGUUGGCUCGACUAAUAGAUAACCAAUUCAAGCUCCCAAGUGUGGAGAAGAUGCUCGAGCAAACCACUAAAGAGAUGGAAAUCAUGAAGAAAACAACAAGAUUCUACAGAAGAAGCUGCAUUUCUACUUUCAGUAUAAACCACAGUGAUGAAAUCUGCCAAGAGAUGGGAUGGUCUUCUUGGAGGAAGAAGAGCUGGUUUUCUGAAGCCUUUAGCCCAUACAUGAGCCAAGAUUAUCAAGAGGAGAUUUAAAGCUAGCUAGCUAGCCAUAUCAUGUGGUUUUACUUCAAAUAAU
Molecule: messenger RNA, 2002 nt
Organism: Rhododendron vialii
Lineage: Eukaryota; Viridiplantae; Streptophyta; Magnoliopsida; Ericales; Ericaceae
Product: probable flavin-containing monooxygenase 1
Exons: 7
Coding region: 1-1959 (652 amino acids)
Molecular function (GO): N,N-dimethylaniline monooxygenase activity; NADP binding; flavin adenine dinucleotide binding
Source: RefSeq, a predicted model, not a curated record